Magnolia sinica is the source of this 1552-nucleotide messenger RNA. RefSeq lists its product as uncharacterized. The record is from RefSeq and is a predicted model, not a curated record. Gene Ontology annotation, biological process: Golgi to plasma membrane transport. The transcript is spliced from 11 exons. The coding region runs from base 107 to 1360 and encodes 417 amino acids. Lineage: Eukaryota; Viridiplantae; Streptophyta; Magnoliopsida; Magnoliales; Magnoliaceae.
CGCGUCCUUCCUGAUCCAGCGCGACGGAUGAGAGUCGGCCUCUCCAUCAAAAGAGGCCAGAACCCAAGUCGCGAGAGAGAAACCCGAACUAACGAACUGCAGAGAGAUGUCGGAUUCGGAACCGGAGUUCGACCCGGACCGGACUGAGGUGCUGCAAGGGAUUCUGGACUUAAUCGCAUCGGCAGGUUAUUCCCGCGCGCGAAUACCGUCCGUAUCGCCCUUCGACAAGCUCGCCGGCGGCCUCGCUUGGUGCAUCGCAGCCACCCAUGCCGUCGAUGCUGAAUUCCACGCUCUCUGUGACGAAGAUCUCACCGUCCGUGACAAAAUUAACGUUGGUGAAGUCAUCGAAGCUGCUCUACGUUCUAUGAAAUGUCCAUACCCUCUUCAAGCUCACCAGAUUCAAGGCCUUGACUAUAAAGGUGCUUAUCCCGUCGUACAAUGGGUUGUUGCUCGUGUCCUAAAAGUGCGAGCUGAGAUGGGGGAUGAGGAGAUUGAAGAGGAGACUAGUAACAUACAGCAGCUAGAAAAGGAGUUGGGUCAUGCAGAAAAUUCAAUAAAGAUGUUGCGUGCCAGUUUGAAUGAACAGGAAAGGAAGAAGGCUGAUGUUCUCAAUGAGAUACAACAUCUGAACCAGGAAAUUGAUAAAAAGGGCGCUAAUAAUGUGGUGCAAAGUUUGAUAUCACUGUUGGCAUUGUUGAAGACACUAGAAAGGAAAGAAUCUGAUUUUCGGUCCUACUGCAAACAAAAACGUUCCGAUAUGCAAGCUGAGGUGGUUGAGCUGGAGAAGAACUUAUCACAUAGCAGUGAGCGCGAAAGCCACACCAUUGAUUUUGAUCAUUCUCUCCGUGGCUUGCUGGAAAAGUUAAAUUCAGCAAAGAGUGCACUUGCAGCUAAACUAAGGGCAAAUUUGUUGCUAAAACGAAGGCUUGAUGAUGUGCCAUCUCAAACAGAAUUAAUCCAGUAUGAACGUCGUUUUUCAGAGUUAUAUGUUCAGAUCCAGGAAACGCUUCGCCAAACUCGUAAAUACUAUGCUACUUAUAAUGCUCUUGUGGAGGUUAAAGAGCUAAUGCUAAAGGAAACAUCAUUGUUAAACUCCAUAAGUUCUCAGUUUCAAGAUGCCAUGAUCAGCACAACUGGUCGUGCUAAACUUAUUGACUCCUUGGAGGCGAUUGUGAAAGGAACUCAACAGAAGCUAGAAAAGGUGCAGCUUGGGCUCCAUGCAGAGCAGAAAGCAUGUGACACUCUAAAGGAGAAAUACGCUGCUGCAAUAGCAGAGCAACGGCACCGAUCUUCUCUUCUAAAGGCUUUCCAGGAGGAAUGUGCAAGAAACGAAAGGCUUCGUAACCUGACUUCCGUGUAGAAUCACUUUCGGCGUUGCUUGGCGUUCCUGCGUCACUACAUUCCAAUUAUUGUUGAAUAAUAUCUUGUUAUGUGUUAUUUAUAGGUGGAAACCAAUCAGAAUCAUUUGGCAGAAAAUACAAAUUGGCUGUAAUUUGUUGAGAUUGUUGACUAGACAUAAGUUCCUACUUUAUGAAUUAGAUUCUUUAAAACA